GGAAUAGACGAGGGUCCGGAGGGCCUGAAGCUCAUCUCUGACAUAAUCAGGGAGAAGAUGGCUAUAGACGUCAGUGUUCUAAUGGGAGCUAACAUCGCCAACGAGGUGGCAGCAGAGAAGUUCAUAACUAUAGACGUCAGUGUUCUAAUGGGAGCUAACAUCGCCAACGAGGUGGCAGCAGAGAAGUUCUGUGAGACCACCAUCGGUAAGAAUAACCCAGCCUCAUUUAUCAACAUAAUGCAUAGACAUUUGUAUACAGGAAUGUAAAACGAAGCUGUGAAGUAAUUUGAUAACUAUAUGGCAUGAGAUAUAUAGUAAUAAUGUCUCCCGAGUGGCGCAGUGGUCUAAGGCGCUGCAUCGCAGUGCUAGCUGUGCCACUAGAGAUCCUGGUUCGAAACCAGGCUCUGUCGUAGCCGGCCACGACCGGGAGACCCAUGGGGCGGCGCACAAUUGGCCCAGCGUCGUCCAGGGUAGGGGAGGGAAUGCCCGGCAGGGGAUGUAGCUCAGUUGGUAGAGCAUGGCGUUUGCAACGCCAGGGUUGUGGGUUCGAUUCCCACGGGGGGCCAGUAUGAAAAAUUAAAAAUUUAAAAAAAAUAAUGUAACUGUAAGUCGCUCUGGAUAAGAGCGUCUGCUAAAUGACAAGAAAAUAAAUAAUAAUAAUACAAAAAAUAAUACAAAGCCAGGCCAGAGAUGGAGUGAUAGGCUGGCUGUGUGAUGGAUGUAAAACGUGUUGCUUCACCAGACAGUAAGAUCAUGGAGCACGGCUCUUCAAGGAGCUCCUGCAGACUCCUAACUUCAGGAUCACAGUGGUGGACGACGCAGACACUGUAGAGCUCUGUGGAGCACUGAAGGUAACUCUAAGAUACUGUAGAGCUCUGUGGAGCACUGAAGGUAACUCUAAGACACUGUAGAGCUCUGUGGAGCACUGAAGGUAACUCUAAGACACUGUAGAGCUCUGUGGAGCACUGAAGGUAACUCUAAGACACUGUAGAGCUCUGUGGAGCACUGAAGGUAAAUCUAAGACACUGUAGAGCUCUGUGGAGCACUGAAGGUAACUCUAAGACACUGUAGAGCUCUGUGGAGCACUGAAGGUAAAUCUAAGACACUGUAGAGCUCUGUGGAGCAUUGAAGGUAACUCUAAGAUACUGUAGAGCUCUGUGGAGCACUGAAGGUAACUCUAAGACACUGUGGAGCACUGAAGGUAACUCUAAGACACUGUAGAGCUCUGUGGAGCACUGAAUGUAACUUUAAGAUACUGUAGAGCUCUGUGGAGCACUGAAGGUAACUCUAAGAUAAUGUAGAGCUCUGUGGAGCACUGAAGGUAACUCUAAGAUACUGUAGAGCUCUGUGGAGCACUGAAGGUAACUCUAAGACACUGUAGAGCUCUGUGGAGCACUGAAGGUAACUCUAAGACACUGUAGAGCUCUGUGGAGCACUGAAGGUAACUCUAAGACACUGUAGAGCUCUGUGGAGCACUGAAGGUACUCUAAGACACUGUAGAGCUCUGUGGAGCACUGAAGGUAACUCUAAGAUACUGUAGAGCUCUGUGGAGCACUGAAGGUACACUCUAAGACACUGUAGAGCUCUGUGGAGCACUGAAGGUAACUCUAAGACACUGUAGAGCUCUGUGGAGCACUGAAGGUAACUCUAAGACACUGUAGAGCUCUGUGAGCACUGAAGGUAACUCUAAGACACUGUAGAGCUCUGUGGAGCACUGAAGGUAACUCUAAGACACUGUAGAGCUCUGUGGAGCACUGAAGGUAACUCUUAAGUACCCAGCCCAGCGUGUGUGUGUGUGUGUGUGUGUGCGUGCAUGGUAAAAUGGAUACUGCCAUUGUAGAAUGGUAAUGACAUAGUAAUAACCUAUUACCUCUAUGUUUUCGUCUCUCUUCCUCAGAACAUCGUAGCGGUAGGAGCAGGGUUCUGUGAUGGGCCGAGGUGUGGUGACAACACCAAGGCAGCAGUAAUCAGACUAGGGCUGAUGGAGAUGAUAGCCUUCGCUAAGCUCUUCAGUAAAGAUGGCGUCGUCUCCUCUGCAACUUUCCUGGAGAGCUGCGGCGUGGCUGACCUCAUCACGACCUUUCUAUGGAGGACGCAAACCGACGCGUGGCCGAGGCAUUCGCCAAGACAGGAAAGGUAAGGACAAACGUUCAACUCUACACCAGAUCUGGGAUGGUUAGUGCCGGCUGACUGACCACUUGUCAAAGUUACAAAUCAAAAUAAUGUGUUGUUUCAUUCAGAAAUGUGAAGUUUUUCAGUUAGUAAACGUAUAGGCCUAACUCCUACAUAGAUACAUGGUCAUAUUUCAUGUUUUCGUUAGUAAACAUAUAGCCGUACAGUACAGGGUAAAGUAUGUAUUCAGUUAGUAAACAGUAUAGACCUGACUCCUACAUAGAUACAGGUAAUUGUCAAUUUCAGUCUGUAACAUAUAGACUGACUCUCCAUGGUAUAUGCUAGACUAGACUGGAGCAGGAGAUGUUGAAUGGACAGAAGCUCCAGGGUCCUGCUACCUCAGCUGAAGUAUACCACAUCCUCAAACAGAAGGGACUGGUGGACAAGUGAGUCCCUCUCUGUCUCUGAUCGAUCCAGAUACAGUACCUAGCCAAAUGUAGUCUGUCACUCAUUCCACCUGUAUUGCCCUGUGGUCCCAACCAUGAGCCCAGACUUAUGAUGGGGGAGAGAGAGAGAGAGAGAGGUGGUUGUAUCCUUCCAUUUUAACCCUGUGUCAUUCUGUUGUGUCUUUCCCAGGUUCCCUCUGUUUGUGGCGGUGUAUCAGAUCUGUUUUCGAGGGCAAGCCGGUACAGGAAAUGAUCUCCUGUCUACAGAGGCACCCAGAGCACCU
Coregonus sp. 'balchen' is the source of this 2842-nucleotide messenger RNA. NCBI's taxonomy places the organism in Eukaryota, Metazoa, Chordata, Actinopteri, Salmoniformes, Salmonidae. The record is from the annotation of a GenBank genome assembly.